GCUACCAUUAGGGAAAUAGAUGAAACAAAUUGCGGACAAAAAGAAUAUCUAAUAUUUUUGUAACUUUGCUAUCCGUGUCUGUAUUAUGGAGUGCUGUGAUCUAAAGUAAAAAUACAGAAUGAUCAUUUUAAAUUUCUUUUUGGAUUUUACCGAUUCCAGACAAAGGAACACCUAAAUGUAUUAUCGGAAGGUCAACCUACGCGGGAAGUCAGAACUAGCGGCAAGAAUUAACUAGAGACAACCUUUGGCCGGUAUCAUACGAGGCCUAAGUUAUAUCUAUGAUCUCUCAUUACCCUCCAACCGUGAAAGAUAACGCGAUAAGAAGCUAAAUCCAAUUCUAAAUUUUUUCAGAAUGAUGUCAGGGUCCUAAAUGAUAAUUAUCCAGGUGUGAAACCAAUCUCAAUUUAUAGGUACCUUAAUCGACUAAUUAAUCUUACAGAUUCGGUCGGAUCGGGGUUAGUCAUCGACUUAGGACACCGCCGUUUCAGGGAUAAUCUUUUAUUAUUUCUUUUAUUAUUUCACGAUAUAAUUUACGGCUAUAUAAGCCUUAGCUUCGAGGAGAAGGUAUCCAGAUCGGUGGCGUCAUUCUGAAGUGGAUUUUCUCCCAGAAAACGAGAGAAACUGACACAGUGGACGUGCUCCAACUGAAGGGAGACGAUGAAGACCAUUAACUCGGCUUUUCUUCUGUUGUGUUUUAGUCUUUGGGCUACUAACGAAGCGUUUGGAGAGAACCCGAAAAAUCAGGCUGGGGCCACCAAUAAAGCGAAACCUGUCCUCAGUGCAUCUGAAGCACCAGCAAAGGCAACUGCGGCGAGUGGUAGUACCACCACUCUCGGGGCAGGAGAGUCAGUCACCAUACAGUCCCAGAAUUACCCCAAAAAUUAUCCUGUUCCGCAGAACAGCACUUGGAAAUUUGUGGGUCAGUUGAAUGAGUCCAAGAUAAAUAUCUCCUGUGACGUUUUCAAGCUCAACAGUUGUACUUUCUCCUACGUUGAUAUCAAGUAUGGUAAUACCAGCUCAAGGUUCUGUGGUAGGGUGUCAGCGCUCAAACAGACAAGCACCUCGAAUCAGCUGACGGUCACCUUCAAGGCUACCAGGAUAGGGAAUAAGGGCUUCCACUGCACAGUCACUGCUUCUGAUCCAAAUGCUCCCACACCACCACCACCAACUCCACCGCCAUCUUCUUCAUGCCGUUGCGGUGUCGUCAACCGGAAUGCCAAGAUCGUUGGAGGUGUUGUGACUGAGAUGUACGAGUACCCCUGGCAGACAGCCAUAACUUCCAUAGCAUCGAAUCAACCAUUCUGCGGUGCUUCCAUCAUCGCCAGCCAAUGGAUCCUGACUGCAUCGCACUGUGUUUAUGGCACAACGGCAUCUUCCAUCAAGAUCGUGGUUGGAGAAUACGACUGGAGUAAGCCAGAUGAGACAAAUGAAACUUCCUAUACAGUUGAAAAAAUUUACACGCAUCCGGAUUACAGCCCAAUCACCGUCAAUAACGACGUGGCUCUCUUGAAGUUAUCGCAGCCAAUCGUAUUUUCCUCUGAUAACAAAGUCGCUCCGGUCUGUCUUCCGCCUCCAGAUAUGCUCUACGAAAAUGUCAAUGCCACAGUGACUGGCUGGGGAACCUUGUCGUCAGGAGGUCCUCAGCCUACUAUGCUGUAUGAAGCAGUUGUUCCAACAAUGACCAACGCCAAAUGCAACACGUUAUUGAACAAUCAGGUCACUGCCAACAUGAUCUGCGCUGGAAUAGACGCGGGAGGAGUUGACACCUGCCAGGGUGAUUCUGGAGGACCAAUGGUAACUGGCAGUCAGUCUGGAACCUACAUGGAACUGAUUGGAGUCGUGUCAUGGGGUUAUGGAUGCGCUGAGCCUAACAAGCCAGGCGUAUACGCUCGAGUCAACAAGUUCCUGACUUGGAUAAAUAGUACUAUUGGAGCUGCCACCAAAUGCCCACAUCCAUAGGAAUAACGGUUCUCCUUCAUCUAAGAAAAAAUAACUUCAACUGAUGUGAUAACAUCAAUCAUUAAAUAAUUUUUGAAAGUUGCAUAUCUCUACACUGGCAGUGAGUGGUUUGAAACUGCUAUAUUUAACCAAAUCUGAUAACCUAAAUUGAGAUUUUAUGCUCUAAAAAUUGUAUUUUUAGCUGAUUAAAAUAACUAAGAAGCAUU
This is a messenger RNA of Macrobrachium nipponense, 2165 nucleotides long. RefSeq names its product trypsin-1-like. The record is from RefSeq and is a predicted model, not a curated record. Gene Ontology annotation, molecular function: serine-type endopeptidase activity. The transcript has 13 exons. NCBI's taxonomy places the organism in Eukaryota, Metazoa, Arthropoda, Malacostraca, Decapoda, Palaemonidae. Bases 658 to 1959 code for a protein of 433 amino acids. Gene Ontology annotation, biological process: proteolysis.